UUGACGCCGUUAAGAGGAAUAAUUCAGAGUUUGAGGUGACUGCCGCUGCUAGGCACCGUUAACAGACUCGCCACUUGAGAGCCAGUAUCAUCGCAUGGAGUAGCCCCCUUUACACCAGCAGCACCACUGGAUGAACUGCCUUUGUCUCUCGCCUUGUUAAACAGGUUAUGCUGCCCAAAAGUUGUCUGAGUCCCAGCGAGAAAGAGAAGGGCUAAAGCUGCACCAGUCCAAACCAGAGCCUAAAAGCAAGCAACUUCCCCUGCAGAGCCAUGAGCAACCCCAGCACACCGAACAAGGUUACAGAUGCCGUUUCUUCAGUUGUACAUGGGCCUGAGGCCUGUGCUUCCUCUCCGCUUCUCCAGCGCCGGGAGGAGGAGGACGACGAUGGCGACCUGAACAAAGCUUUGGGCGUUCAGCGCUUUCAAAACAUUCUUCGCCCUGCUGCAUCUGUACCCGACGAACUGCUUCACUCCUACCAUGAGGAGGACAUUGAAUAUCACCGUCACUACUCCCGUCACAUUCACCGGCCUCUGUCCAAGCUCCCGACUGAGGGGAAAAAGAAAAAGGGCAGCGGUAGAAGGAAGAAGAGCAAAGAUCAUAAAAGCAGCCGUCCCCCCUCUAGUGGUCCUAUUGAGGAGGGGGAGGAUGAAGAGGAGGAGGAGAGCAUAGAGGCUUCUUCUGCUCUGUCAGAGUCUGAGAAACCCAAAGAUGUUGAGUUUUUCUUGUCAGAUGAUGAUCAGGUGUCCAGAGGAGGAAACUCAACCCGAGAGCUGAACGUCCUUCCUCAGUCCCCUGCAAGAGCAGAAGCCGAAGAUGUUUCCACCACUGAUAAACCCAACUCAGCCAGCUCUCCAAGCCUCACGUCCCACUCUGCUUCACCUGAAAACCCACCUGUGGGUCGGGUCUCCUCCACCAGCCGUAGCUACGACCUGCAAGAGCGACGCCGAACAGGCAACAUGACGGGUGCAGAGCAGGCCAAGUACCAGCGCAUCCCCACGGAUGAGACCGAAGCCCUGACGCUGGCCUCUGCUGAUCUGGAUGGGAUCAAAAGUCAUCGAUUUGAGGAUGUUCCCGGCGUGCGCAGACACCUCGUCAGAAAGAGCACGAAGGGGCAGGUGGUGCACAUUGGUAAAGACCAUAAGGAACCAACGACUCGCAGCAAAAAGCAAGACCGCACCCCACAUGAGCCUCUACCGGUGGUUCUAUACCGUUCUGCCUCACGGCCUGACAGCAUCCUGCUGAACAUGGACUCCAGUCAAAUGGCUCGGUACCAGAAGGUGUUUGUGGAGCUGAACGAGCUGACGAUUGACAAGAACCAGGAGAUGCAGUGGAAAGAGACGGCUCGUUGGAUCAAGUUUGAGGAGGACGUGGAGGAGGAAACAGACCGCUGGGGGAAGCCUCACGUUGCUUCGCUGUCUUUCCGCAGUUUGCUCGAGCUGAGACGGACCAUCUCCCACGGCGCUGUGCUGCUAGACCUGGACCAGAAGACCCUACCAGGCAUCGCCCACCAGGUGGUGGAGCAGAUGAUCAUCUCUGAUCAGAUCAAAGCGGAGGACAGAUCCAACGUCCUGAGAGCUCUGCUGCUUAAACACAGUCACCCGAGCGACGAAAAGGAGCAUGCUAGCCAUUUCCCCAGAAACAUCUCAGCAGCAAGCCUUGGCAGCCUUUUAGUACACCACACCGCCAACCACAACCAUCAGAUGGAGCCGUCAGUGACCGACCCCCUCAUGGGCACCGCCAACUCCACAGCGGACAACGACACUCGCAUCGACAUGGACAGAAGUGAAUCACAGCUAAAGGAACCAACUCUGGGGCCUGGCAUGCAUCGAUCCAAGUCCAAACAUGAGCUGAAGUUGCUGGAGAAAAUUCCAGAAAAUGCUGAGGCCACAGUCGUCCUUGUGGGUUGUGUCGAUUUCCUGGAGCAGCCCACGAUGGCCUUUGUGAGGCUCCAGGAGGCAGUGGAGCUGGAGUCUGUUCUGGAAGUACCUGUUCCUGUCCGCUUUCUCUUCGUCCUGCUUGGACCUCCAACCACCAGUAUGGACUACCAUCAGAUUGGACGCUCAAUCUCCACCCUAAUGUCUGACAAGCAAUUUCAUGAGGCAGCUUACCUGGCAGACGAAAGGCAGGACCUGCUGAAUGCCAUCAACAGUUUCUUGGACUGCAGUAUCGUUCUGCCACCUUCAGAGAUGGCAGACGACGAGCUGCUGCGCUCUGUUGCACGCUUUCAGAGGGAGAUGCUCCGAAAGAGGGAAGAACAAGAACAAGUUAAACUGGCAAAAGAGCCAAAAAGCUUUGAGGAUAAAGAAGCCCUCCUCAAACCUUCGAAGAAAUCAGACGAUCCCUUAGAGCGCAUGGGGCGCCCCUUUGGGGGGCUCAUAAGAGAUGUUCAGCGUCGAUACCCGAAAUAUAUCAGUGACUUUAAGGACGCCCUGAACAGCCAGUGUAUGGCUGCAGUUAUCUUCAUCUACUUUGCUGCUCUCUCUCCAGCAAUCACAUUCGGAGGUCUGCUAGGUGAGAAGACAGACGGGUUGAUUGGUGUUUCUGAGCUAAUCGUCUCGACUGCAGUCCAGGGGGUUCUGUUCUGCUUACUGGGAGCUCAGCCGUUGCUGGUGGUGGGCUUUUCUGGACCUCUUUUAGUCUUUGAAGAAGCCUUUUUUAGUUUUUGCAAAGCCAACAGUAUGGAGUACCUAACGGGCCGUGUCUGGAUCGGCUUUUGGCUCAUUAUCAUCGUCGUCAUUACAGUGGCCUUUGAAGGCAGCUUCCUGGUGCGCUUCGUCUCCCGCUUCACCCAGGAAAUCUUCUCCUUCCUCAUCUCCCUCAUCUUCAUCUGCGAGACCUUCAUCAAGCUAGGCAGGAUAUUCAAGGAGCAUCCUCUGAAACGCUGCUCCAUCAACACCACCUUAGAUGGACAGAUGUCUGCAGAAAACAUCAGCACGAUGCACAACAGCAGCACCAAUGUCGUCACGGUCACUGGAGAGCCCAACACCGCUCUGCUCUCUCUGGUCCUCAUGGCCGGCACGUUUUUCAUCGCUUAUUACCUGCGCAAGUUCAAGAACAGCGCCUUUUUCCCCGGCAGGUUUCGUAGGGUUAUUGGAGACUUUGGUGUCCCCAUUGCAAUCCUCGUCAUGGUUCUGGUGGACUACAGCAUAGAGGACACAUACACUCAGAAACUGAGCGUUCCCAAGGGUUUCUCUGUGACGAGUCCCGACAAACGAGGCUGGAUUAUCAAUCCUUUGGGCUCGGACGGUGAAUUUCCCAUCUGGAUGAUGUUCGCCUGCUGCUUUCCUGCUCUGCUGGUGUUCAUCCUCAUCUUCAUGGAGACUCAGAUCACUACGCUCAUUGUCAGCAAGAAGGAGCGGAUGUUGGUGAAGGGUUCUGGUUUCCACCUGGACCUCCUGCUGAUCGUGGUUCUCGGCGGCUGCUCAGCUCUGUUCGGGCUCCCGUGGAUGGCUGCCGCCACCGUUCGCUCAGUGACCCAUGUCAACGCCCUCACUGUGAUGAGCAAAGCUGUCGCCCCUGGAGACAAGCCCCGCAUCCAGGAGGUGAAGGAGCAGAGGGUCACCGGGCUCCUAGUUGCUGUCCUGGUUGGUUUGUCCAUUGUGAUUGGGGAGCUGCUGCGUCAAAUCCCCCUGGCUGUGUUGUUUGGUAUCUUUCUCUACAUGGGAGUAAUGUCACUUAACGGCAUCCAGCUAACAGAGCGAAUGAUGCUGCUCCUCAUGCCCCCAAAGUAUCACCCUGACCACACUUACGUACGCAAGGUUCGUACAUGGCGCAUGCAUCUGUUCACCUGCAUCCAGAUGGUCUGUCUAGUUGUCCUGUGGUCCGUUAUGUCCACCCAGGCGUCUCUGGCUUUCCCAUUCGUCCUCAUCCUCACAGUCCCUGUCAAAAUGUUCGUGCUGCCUCGCGUCUUCAAUGAAAGAGAGAUGGCUUGUCUGGAUGGCGACGAUGCGGAACCAAAGUUUGACGAGCGUGACUGUCACGAUGAGUACUCUGAGAUGCACAUGCCCGUGUAGCUAUGCUGCCAUGCCUCCCAUCAUCACUAAACUCCACUCAGAACCAGUGGACUCUGGGUCAGAAUCUGCAAAGUAAACAUCGCUGGGCAACAAUAUCGUUGCUUACGCCUUUUUUAAUAUAUUGUGUGCUGGAUAGCGUCAGAUUUCUGUAGCGCUACAAAACAGUGAAAGAGUGACAAAGUGAAGAGAUUUAGCUUUUUUUCAUUACAUUUUGUUUUAUUUAUUUCAGGGGACAGAAGAUUUCUAAUUAAA
Molecule: messenger RNA, 4265 nt
Organism: Cyprinodon tularosa
Lineage: Eukaryota; Metazoa; Chordata; Actinopteri; Cyprinodontiformes; Cyprinodontidae
Gene: slc4a2b
Product: solute carrier family 4 member 2b
Exons: 25
Coding region: 270-4013 (1247 amino acids)
Biological process (GO): regulation of intracellular pH; bicarbonate transport; transmembrane transport
Cellular component (GO): basolateral plasma membrane; plasma membrane; apical plasma membrane
Molecular function (GO): solute:inorganic anion antiporter activity; monoatomic anion transmembrane transporter activity
Source: RefSeq, a predicted model, not a curated record